This is a messenger RNA of Orbilia oligospora ATCC 24927, 1701 nucleotides long. RefSeq lists its product as uncharacterized. Gene Ontology annotation, biological process: intracellular protein transport; retrograde transport, endosome to Golgi. Gene Ontology annotation, molecular function: phosphatidylinositol-3-phosphate binding. The record is from RefSeq and is a predicted model, not a curated record. Bases 1 to 1701 code for a protein of 566 amino acids. NCBI's taxonomy places the organism in Eukaryota, Fungi, Ascomycota, Orbiliomycetes, Orbiliales, Orbiliaceae. The transcript has 3 exons. Gene Ontology annotation, cellular component: retromer complex; retromer, tubulation complex; endosome.
AUGGACUACUCCGCCAUCAACCGUGGCGGCUUCGGCGACCCGGACGAACAAGAACAUGACGGCUUUCAUCGCCCUAUAACGCCUACAGACAAUAAUCCAAUUACUACCGAACCUACUUCUCCUCCUCCAUUCAGUCCGACACCGAGUACACCACCUCUCUUUGGUGGUGAUAAUGCUCCUGAGUCGCCGGAAGUACCAAAUUCUGCGACCAGGCCAGCAGGAUACAGGCCUGAGCCUCAGGUUAGGAGUAGCUCGAAGCAGGCAGGACAGCAGCAGCAGCAGAGACCUAGUGUACAGUAUAAGUUGAGAGCGAAGGUUACGGGUUUGGAGAGGACUGGCAGGAAGGAUCCGAUUUUGAGGUUUGAUGUUCACACUAACCUACCUAAAUUUCGAACUACACAAUUCCGUGAUGUCCGCCGUACUCACAGUGAGUUCACCAAACUCGCGAAUCAUCUUGUCUCUUCGAAUCCAGAAUGUUUGGUCCCAGCCGUUCCGCCACCUUCGACUUCGGCAGGUGUGGGGACUGAAGAAGACGAGGCAAGAGUUCGGGCUAGUAUUCAACGAUGGUUAAACUACGUUUGUGGGAAUGAGGUACUCAUGCGCGAUGAAGAGGUUGUUUACUUUGUUGAAGCGGACUUUGGGUACUCGCCUGUGGUUCGGAAGAGUCAACCUGCGACUGGUGUCAGGAGAAAGAUGUUGAAGCAAUUUGCACCGCCGCCAGAUGAUACACUAGAGUUGGCAGAUGCCAGACCUAUUGUUAAGGCCUUUUAUUUGGGGACUAUGGAAGGUGGGCAGAAGGUGGAUAAAGUUGUGAAAGCGAGGAGAGGUCUCGCAUUAUCCUUAUCCGAUCUCGGUGUGAAAAUGGGAAGUAUAUCCGAUCCACAGAUCACUACGCAUACGGGAUUAUCCGCCGCACUUCGUAAGCUCGGAAAAACGGUGCAGUCGGUCGGCGACCAAGCAGCAGCUCAAGCCACAGCUGAAGCCACAACUUUAGGCGAUGCAUUUAACUAUCAUUCUUCGGAUGCCUUUAUAGUAAAGGAGAGCCUUACGAACCGGCAGAUACUCAUGAGGGACCUACUUAACGCUCAAGCCACGACUCGAACGAGACUGCACAGCGCCGAUCGAUUGAAAGUUUCGAGUUCAGUGAGAAGCGAUAAAGUUGAUGAGGCGAUUCAAGCAUUAGACGAAGCUAGGAGUACAGAGACUCACUUGGCAGCGAAGGUGAAUCGGGUUACGUCGAAUCUAUUGGUUGAGCAGAGACGAUGGUUUCAAAGGACAGCGAGUGAUUUAAGGUCCAGUAUCAGGGACUAUACUUUGAGACAGAUCGAAGCUGAGAGAAGGAUUUUGGCAACGUUAGAGAAUGUUAGGCCUGAUAUCAGGAAUAUUGAUGCCAGCGGUGGGCUAUCGAGGCUGGGGAGGGAGAGUACGCCUGCUGCCAGACGGACGAACUUGGCAGCCAGCCAGGGACCUAGGGGCGAUGCUUGGAGUGGGGUUAGUAGGAGUAAUGGGCCUGGGAUUAAUAGGGCGAGCGCAGCGAAUAUGGUUUUGAGUCCUGGCACUGGGGUGACUAAUGGGGGUGGUGCAGGGGUUGUGGCAGAUGAAGGGAAGAGAACUUUGAAGGGGGUAGAGGAGGAGGCGGAUGAUGAUGAUAGGGUGGAUGCCCGGAAUGCGGCUAGCAGACUGGCGGCGUCGACUUUUUAA